Wasmannia auropunctata (little fire ant) is the source of this 1217-nucleotide messenger RNA. RefSeq lists its product as uncharacterized. Bases 20 to 997 code for a protein of 325 amino acids. The transcript has 4 exons. The record is from RefSeq and is a predicted model, not a curated record. Lineage: Eukaryota; Metazoa; Arthropoda; Insecta; Hymenoptera; Formicidae.
CACAAAUGUCAAGUGAACGAUGAAGUGCUCGACGAGGGUGCAGACGAGGAAGAAGUGGGACGCCACUUCGCACGGCGAACACGAAUCGUGCUCCAGGUGCGGCAAGUGUCUGACUAAAAUGCAGCUCGUACUACUGUCGGCGCUAUUCUGCACUUCUCUAACGACAGCUGCGACAUUGGAGAUACGAAAGCUGGAAGUGCCCAGUAUCGCCGAUCCGAGGUGGGAGAGGGUGUUACUCAAGUGCGAAUACGAUCUCGGUGGCAAGGAACUGUAUUCGGUAACGUGGAACAAGGAUGGCCAGGAAAUCUUCAGAUACAUGCCGGGAUCAGCGACGCCCAAGCGACCUCAAAAUAUCAGCGGGCUGUACAUCGACCUCAACCGAAGUGACCACAAGCAAGUGACACUUCUGGGCCCGAACACCCGCAAAGGUAAAGUCGACUUGGCCGGGUCUUACGGCUGCGAGGUGUCAUCCGAAUCGCCGAGUUUUGAGACAGAUUACAGAGAGGCGAACAUGAGCGUGGCUGUACCGCCUAAAAGUGCCCCGGUACUCGAGGGGGUGCGACCUUCUUACGAAGUCGGCGAGAUCCUCCAAGCGGAGUGCACGUCGGGAUUGAGUUACCCCCCGGCAGUUUUAACGUUCAUCUUGAACAAUAAAGAGGUAAACAGAGCCUUAACUAAAGAUUUACGGGGAAUUGGCAACAUAGACGGACUGGUCUCCACGACGCGGCUAGGCCUGACAAUGCGCCUGGAACGGCACCACUUUUCCGGCGGCAGUUUGACGCUGAUCUGCCAGUCGACGCUACCGGGAAUCUCCAAUGACCAGCCCCUCAAGACGAUCGAGAUUGCCACACUCGCCGCCAGCAACCAACGUCUCGCCCAGGAGCCCCCUAAAUCGGGCUCGAGGUCAAACAUUGAGCUCUACCCGAUUCUGACCUGCUGGACGAUGACCGUGAUUCACGUGAUUCGCUACGACAGUCUCAGACUUCUGCACGUUUAAUAUCGAUCGGUGCGCUUAAUUAUUCGAUCGACGACCCCGAAGAAUUCGGAUUCUUUAAAAAGUACGUGCUAAUUAGUGUAUAUGUCUUCUCGUGAUCAGGAAAGAAAAAAAAACGUCGCGCGUAUCGUCAUCGGCUUUUCUUUACAUGUCAAUCAAGCGCGAUACAUACAUUUCGAAUGCGUCCCGAAUUUUCGCGCAAUCCACACACGUUCGCUCGCAU